CGUCACUUAUAAUCUUAUAGGUAUCUGUGUGUGUCCGUCGCUGAAAAAUAUCGCGAUUUUUCGGUUCCUGAACUCUCCUUAUUACUUGAAAUUGUAAAUUUAUACUAACUUAAGUAAUAAUUGUAGACCAUUUUUAUAAUUUACUACUAUUUAAAUCACAAUCAUGGGUAGGAAGUUAAAUAAGACACAUCCGAAGAAGGAUAAACAAGGCAUCUCGAAAACCAAAGCUAGAAAAUUGGAACAGCAAUUGGUAUUCCCAAAGUUACCUGAAGAUGGAGAAGAUGAAGCUACAAAACUUUCCCAUCGUCAAAAACAAAGGCUUUCUAAAAGGAAAAUGAAGCAAGAAACUCGCCGUGGAAAAAAAGCAAAAAUUGAUGUUCCUACUGCACAAGUAAAUGGCAAGCUCAGUAAGCAGAAGGUGCCCGUCAGCUCUGAAGACGAGGAAGAGGAAGAAGAUGAAGAACAAUCUGACACUGGCAGCUUUGUGGACCCGGAGGCUGAAAGCGAGCAGGAGGAGGCUAGUGAUGCUGCGGAAGAGGAAGAGAGCAAUGAGGAUAGUGAUGAUGAUGCCGCCCAGAAUGGUAUGGAAAGCUAUGAUGAGGCAGAAGAUGCUGAAGAUGGCAUUGAGAGUUAUGAUGAGGUGGAAGAUGAUGAUGUGCCACAGAAGGAAAAUGUCUUAUUCGACUCAGAUGAUGAUGACGAUGAUGAUCAGGGCAUUCCUGCAAGUGACAGUGAUUCCUCUGAUGGAGAAGAAGGCUGGGCUGCAGCUGAAAAGGAAGCUGAUGAGCUGGAGAAGCAAGUGGUGAAGAUGCCUGGUGCUGCUGGAGAUUCAGAUGACAAUGAAGACAAAAUUCCUUCCUUGACAGCUGUGCAGGCUGAAAUUCUCAACACUCCUAAUGUUCAAAAAUCCGCAGCUCGUGCUAAAGCCGUCAUUGCAAUACUUGAAGACUUCAGGAACCGCUGUCCAGAUGAUCGACCCCGCAAAGAAUAUGUGGAGAUUCUGAAGGCUGAUCUCUGUUUUUAUUAUGCAUACAACAAAUUCCUCCUUGAGAAGUUAAUGGAAUUAUUUUCUCUGUCGGAUUUAAUGGAUUUCUUGGAGGCCAAUCAAUCAGAUCGUCCAGUCACCAUCAGAGCAAAUACCAUUAAGUGCUACAGGAAAGACGUUCGUGAGGCUCUGAACAACCGAGGCGUGAACUGCGAGCCCAUCCCAUGGAGCAAAGUUGGGCUUGUGGUGUACGGCGUACCUUCUAAUGUCCCCCUGGGAGCCACCCCUGAGUACCUCGCCGGCCAUUAUAUCCUUCAGGGCGCCUCGAGUCUGCUGCCGGUGAUGUCGCUGGCGCCCAGGGAGCACGAGCACGUCCUGGACAUGUGUGCUGCGCCGGGGGGCAAGGCCACGCACAUCGCCAGCAUGAUGAAGAACACAGGCGUUCUCUACUGCAACGACUUUAACCCCAAGCGCGUGAAGGCUCUCACUGCCAACAUCCACAGGAUGGGCGUCACUAACACCAUAGUCACGGCGAUGGACGGCCGCGCUAUUGGCAAGAAACUAUACCAGAGCCUGGACAGAGUGCUACUGGACGCCCCCUGCACCGGCACUGGCAUCAUCAGCAAGGACGCGCGAGUGAAGCACACCAAAGAAGAGCUCGACGUGAAGCGCUGCUCGCACCUGCAGGCCGAACUCCUCAUAGCUGCCAUCGAUGCUGUCUAGAACGGCAUCUUCAUCGUGUACUGCAACUGCUCUGUACUGGUCGAGGAGAACGAGCAGGUCAUCAACAGCGUGCUGAAGAAGCGGGCUGUAAAGCUCGUGCCCACUGGGCUUCUCAACAUCGGAGCUAAAGGAUUCACUAAAUUCAAACAACACAGGUUCCAUCCUAGCCUGGAACUGAUGCAGCGCAUUUAUCCACACAAGAAUAAUAUGGAUGGCUUCUGUGUGGCCAAACUGAAGAAGUUAUCUAAUCAGCCUCCAAAGAGCAACGUCAAAACAUAAAGUCUCUUGAUUA
Hyalella azteca is the source of this 2000-nucleotide messenger RNA. RefSeq names its product probable 28S rRNA (cytosine-C(5))-methyltransferase. The record is from RefSeq and is a predicted model, not a curated record. The transcript has 12 exons. NCBI's taxonomy places the organism in Eukaryota, Metazoa, Arthropoda, Malacostraca, Amphipoda, Hyalellidae. Gene Ontology annotation, cellular component: nucleolus. Gene Ontology annotation, molecular function: rRNA (cytosine-C5-)-methyltransferase activity; RNA binding. Gene Ontology annotation, biological process: maturation of LSU-rRNA; rRNA base methylation.